Molecule: messenger RNA, 345 nt
Organism: Protopolystoma xenopodis
Lineage: Eukaryota; Metazoa; Platyhelminthes; Monogenea; Polystomatidea; Polystomatidae
Source: the annotation of a GenBank genome assembly
AUGACUGGCCGUUUGGUGCGCUCAGAGUCGACAAGUGUACUUUCGCAGACGGAUGCCGGGCUAAUGAGAAAGUCAGUCCAUAUGCCCCAUAUGGUUGCGCAGAGUGAGGCCGCCCUAGAUGCAAGCAAAGAGAUUAAGGACAUCAUCGAGAAGGGACAUGUCUCAGGUAAGUUGGAAUUCAUUAGUUAUGCUGCCCUACUUUUCGAAUUGAAAAAUUUAAUAGUGUGGUCUAUUGUAUGUUGUGGACUCCCUAAAAUACAGCCAAUUUUGCAGAAAUGUUAUUUUAUAAUAUUAAGCUUGAGGCAAUUUCCCUUAUUAUGUUGGACUACCUAUAAUUUCGUUUGA